AUGAUGCCCCGUAAAGCUUUUCUUUCCCAGAAAGAAAAGCAGGCUCGUGCCAGGGAAAGGGAUAUGUUAAAAAAGAGGAGGAGGCGACAAGACUAUCUCAAAAGAAGCGUGGAGCCGCAGAAAAAUGCAGAAACAAUAAAAUGGCACAGGGAUGAUGAGAAGAGGAGAGAAAAUGAGCAAGUUAAGGACAAAGAUAUCAAGAAGCGAUGGAGACAGGAGACAGAGCGACGGAAGAAUGUGGACGCUAUGAAUUGGCGCAGGGAAGAUGAGAAGAGGGAAAAUGAGCGAGAAACUAUGUUCCAACUUCCUGUCAACAACCUUGGCAGUUUAAGAAAGGCCCGGAAAACUGUGAAAAAAAUACUUAGUGACAUUGGUUUGGAAUACUGUAAAGAACAUAUAGAAGAUUUUAAACAGUUUGAACCUAAUGACUUUUAUUUGAAAAACACUACAUGGGAAGAUGUAGGAUUGUGGGACCCAUCGCUUACAAAAAACCAGGACUAUCGGACAAAGCCCUUUUGCUGCAGUGCAUGCCCGUUUUCCUCGAAGUUCUUUUCAGCAUACAAAAGCCACUUCCGGAAUGUUCAUAGUGAAGACUUUGAAAAUAGGAUUCUCCUUAACUGUCCAUACUGUACUUUCAACGCGGACAAAAAGACUUUGGAAACGCACAUUAAAAUCUUUCAUGCUCUAAAUGCCAAUACACCGAGUGGAGGCAUCAGCACUUUUAAAGAUAAAAACAAACAUGAUAGCCUUAAACCCAAGCAGGCUGACAGUGUAGAACAAGCUGUUUAUUACUGUAAGAAGUGCACUUACCGAGAUCCUCUGUAUGAAAUAGUUAGAAAGCACAUUUACAGGGAACAUUUUCAGCAUGUUGCCGCUCCUUACGUAGCGAAGGGAGGUGAGAAGUCACUCAAUGGCGCGGUUCCGUUAAGUUCCGGUACCCGAGAGGAGGGUAGUAUUCACUGCAAACGAUGCCUUUUUAUGCCGAAAUCGUACGAAGCUUUAGUACAGCAUGUCAUCGAAGACCACGAACGUAUAGGAUAUCAGGUAACGGCGAUGAUAGGUCACACUAAUGUAGUGGUUCCAAGAUCUAAACCUUUGAUGCUGAUAGCUCCAAAACCGCAGGAUAAAAAGCCUAUGGGACUCCCUCAGAGGAUGGGUCCCCUUUCCGCUGGAAGUGUUCGAUCUCUUUCCUCACAGCAGAUGAUGAACAGACUCACGAUACCAAAGCCUACGUUGAAUUCCGCGGGAGUGAAUAUGAUGUCAAAUGUUCACCUACAGCAAAACAACUACGGAGUCAAAUCGGUACCGCCGAGUUACGUCGGUCAGCCGGGGGGAAGGCUAAACUUGAGCGGUAACGCACCGGUUUCUAUUUCACAGCAGUCGCAAACCAUGAAACAGUUUUCAACGAGUGGCAAUGGAAGGCCUUACACUCUCGGAGGGGAACAGAGAUCACAGGCCUCGGCAAGAUACUCUCUUCAGUCUGCCAAUUCAUCUUCGCUUUCCUCAGCUCAGCUGAAACAGGCGUCGUUAUCUCAGUCACAGGCAGCUUCAAGAGUACUAGGGCAGUCUGGCUCUAAAUCUCCUGUAGCUGCUACAGGCCCUUCCGCUGUCAAUACAUCAUCCACCCAGAAGUGGAAAAUCUGUACAAUCUGUAAUGAGCUGUUUCCUGAAAAUGUGUAUAGUGUCCACUUUGAAAAGGAGCACAAGGCCGAAAAGGUGCCUGCAGUAGCUAACUAUAUAAUGAAAAUACACAAUUUCACUAGCAAAUGUCUAUACUGUAACCGCUAUUUACCUACUGAUACGUUGCUUAAUCAUAUGUUAAUACAUGGUCUGUCGUGUCCAUAUUGCCGUUCGACCUUCAACGACGUCGAAAAGAUGGCCGCGCACAUGCGCAUGGUUCACGUUGAUGAAGAAAUGGGACCUAAAACUGAUUCCACUCUAACCUUUGAUUUGACAUUGCAGCAGGGUAGUCACACGAAUAUACAUCUCCUUGUCACCACCUACAACCUGAGAGAUGCUCCUGCUGCAUCUGUAGCUUACCCUGCUCAGAAUACCCCCCCAGUUCCUCCAAAACCGCAGCCGAAAGCCCAGGAGAAGUCUGAUGUACCUGUAAAAAGUUCUCCACAAGCAGCAGUGCCCUACAAAAAAGAUGUGGGGAAAACUCUCUGUCCUCUGUGCUUUUCAAUCCUAAAAGGACCCAUCUCUGAUGCACUUGCACAUCACCUACGGGAGAGGCAUCAGGUAAUUCAGACGGUUCAUCCGGUGGAGAAAAAGCUGACCUACAAAUGCAUUCAUUGCCUUGGUGUAUAUACGAGUAACAUGACCGCCUCAACCAUAACGCUGCACCUCGUUCACUGCAGAGGUGUGGGCAAGACUCAGAACGGCCAGGACAAAGGUACGUCCUCCUCUCGGCUUGGUCAGUCUCCAGCUGUCGCCCCCGUGAAACGUACUUACGAGCACAUGGAAUUCUCGCUCAUGAAGAAAAGGAAAAUGGACGAUGACGACUCCCCCUCUGCCUUUGAGGAGAAGCCUGAAGAACCUGUAGUUCUAGCGUUGGACCCCAAGGGUCAUGAAGAUGAUUCCUACGAAGCCAGGAAAACUUUUCUUACAAAAUACUUCAACAAGCAACCGUAUCCCACUAGGAGAGAGAUUGAAAAGCUGGCUGCCAGCUUGUGGCUCUGGAAAUCUGAUAUUGCGUCUCAUUUUAGUAACAAGAGGAAGAAAUGUGUUAGAGAUUGUGAAAAAUACAAACCUGGUGUGCUGCUUGGUUUCAAUAUGAAAGAGUUAAAUAAGGUCAAACACGAAAUGGAUUUUGAUGCCGAAUGGCUGUUUGAAAACCACGAUGAAAAGAAUUCCAGGGUCAAUGUGAGUAAGACUGUUGAUAAAAAAAUAAACUUGGGAAAAGACAAUGAAAGUUCCUCAGACAGCUAUGAGCAUCUAGAGGAGGAAUACAAUGAAAGCGGUAGUCCGUUCGGUCAGCGUAUCUCUGAUGUUGGUGGGAAAACCUCUUCUGAUAGCACGGCGGGGAACCCAGAGGACAGCAUAUCCAAGGAAAUCCCUGAAGAAGAUACAGAACGGUCGCCGGAGAAGUCUGGCCAAAAACAAGAGGAAAGCUCUAAAUUUGAAGAGAUUAUUUCUGGUGAAGAACCAGCGAAACUGGUAGGUGAUGUUUCGGACAGCGAAGUUGACCAGGAUGAUCAGGACGACGCUGUUGAGUGGAAAGAUGGAGCCUCCCAGUCUGAAAGCGGGCCUGGUUCUCAGCAGGUUUCCGAUUUUGAAGAUAACACGUCGGAAGUAAAACCAGAAGUGUGGACAGACGAAUCCUCCCAAAGUGAAGAUGCUGGUAGCAGUAAACCAACUGCUGAGGUGCAAGGGGGUGGAUCUGAAAGUGAUGAAGAACACUCUAAGUGGAAGAAUCGUUCCUAUGGAAAAGUAGAAGAGUUUUGGUCUAAGGACCAGUCGCAGUGGAAAAACGCGUCGGAGAUCGAGGAGAGCUUGUCAAAUCAGCAGAUGGAGUGGCAGAACAGCACAAUUGACAGCGAGGACGGUGAUCAGUUUGACAGCGUGACUGCUGGAGUAGCAGAACCGAUGCACAGCAGCUUAACGGGUGUUGAGCUGAGCAGCCAGCAAGCGUAAGCCGCUCCACCUGGAAGCGUCAGUGCUGCCAUCCGACCUGCAGCUGUCCCAACACCUUCAUUUCAGUGUGACUGCUCAGCUUAGUUCAGACUGGGACUGCCCUUCGAGUGCUAGGUGACGGGGUGUGGUGGCUGUGGCCACUGACACUCCAGUGGUUAUUUAAGGAUGCUGUUGGCUAAUCUUGCUUGAGAAAACCUGCUGGGAUGAGCACAGUAACGUAAUGUGAAAACGGAGAAGCUGGUGGCUCCAGAAUGCACACAGAGAAAAGCAGAGGUUUGUUUUAUCUGCAUUUUCAACAUUUAUUUCACUCUUGUACAUGUUCAGUUGUAUGUCUUUUUAAACAUUACCCUUUUUCACAUGGUAGUGUAGGGCCAGCCAUACAAGCUACCAGUUCGACGUGUAUAGUAGACUAUGGGGAAAUUGAUUUUUUUCAUGUAUCAUUCUGAAUAGUUGAAAUGUAUAUUUGUACAGUCUUUUAGACCUAUUCAAGUGAAGCUUAUGAAAUUGUUCUUGUGUACCCAUCAUAGGUUUGUUUCUCUUUUUUAGUGUUGCCCUGCUGUGUAAUAAAUGCUGUAUCUAGUUUACCUAGCAAAAGCUUGAAACUGCUAUAGUAUGAAUUUUGACAAACUUAGUUUUUGCACAUAACCUUGUACAAUCUCGAAACAGAGGCCAGCGACAUAAAAAAAUAUAUCUGGACUCUAUUGUAUUAUAGAAUUUUCUUGUUCUGAAUACCCUUGACAUUACAACUGAUGACAAAACGUAUUUCAGAGCCAUUUUCUGAAAUCUUUUAAGCUAAAAAAGAAAAAUCACAUGCAAGAAACAAGUUUGCAGCUACUAAUUUUGACACCUUUUAGAUCUGUAUAAAAGUGUAUUGUGUUGAAGCAGCACACUGAAACAAAAGUGCUGUGUUUUGAAUAUUUAGUUUUAUCUUUAGUUAACACCAACAAGGUGUUGUAUUCAUUUAUACCAUCUAAUAUAUGACACACUGUUGUAGUAUGUAUAAUUUUGUGAUCUUUAUUUCCCUUUGUAUUCUUCAUUUAAGCAUCUAAAUAAAUUGCUGUAUUGUGCUUAAUGUAAA
Messenger RNA from Eurypyga helias (sunbittern), 4714 nucleotides. It is a transcript of the gene ADNP, whose product is annotated as activity-dependent neuroprotector homeobox. NCBI's taxonomy places the organism in Eukaryota, Metazoa, Chordata, Aves, Eurypygiformes, Eurypygidae. The transcript has 4 exons. The coding region runs from base 1 to 3636 and encodes 1211 amino acids. Gene Ontology annotation, cellular component: nucleus. Gene Ontology annotation, molecular function: DNA binding. The record is from RefSeq and is a predicted model, not a curated record. Gene Ontology annotation, biological process: regulation of gene expression.